UUUUGCGCAUGCGUGUUUGUAUGUGAGUUGUCUUCAUAUAUUUUAGUUUCACGCUUCUUUCCAGGAAUUACAAAUUUGAAUUUUAAAUUCUAAAUUGUGUGCGUUUCUAUAUAUUUUUACUCAACGACUUGGGAAGACGUGGGUUUUGUCGCGCAUUCUAUUUUUGCUUCAGUGAAUUACUUGGAUUUGAAUUGGUGGAAGGGGACGAGAGAACCCACCGGGCGGCGGAGAAGUCGAAGGCAGAAUGAUUUUUUUUAAAAGGUGGACAAGAUUACACUAGAAAAAAUGGUUUAAAGAGGCUGUGCUGUCUGCGAAGACUUUUGGUGGCGGGGAAUGUUACGGUGGACAGUACAUCUAGAAGGAGGGCCACGGAGGGUGAACCAUGCUGCUGUUUCUGUGGGACACAAAGUCUACUCCUUUGGGGGCUACUGUUCAGGAGAGGACUAUGAAACUCUACGGCAGAUUGAUGUUCAUGUAUUUAAUGCAGUUUCUCUUCGUUGGACAAAGCUACCUCCAGUGCGAACUAGUGGAAGGGAACAUGCCAGAGAAGUGCCCUACAUGAGAUAUGGGCACACAGCUGUGCUUGUUGAUGAUACAAUCUAUGUGUGGGGGGGUAGAAAUGAUACCGAGGGAGCCUGCAAUGUGCUCUAUGCCUUUGAUGUCAAUAACCACAAAUGGUUUACUCCAAGAAUAUCAGGUACAGUACCUGGAGCAAGAGAUGGCCAUUCAGCCUGCGUUCUUGGAAAAUGCAUGUAUAUCUUUGGAGGAUAUGAACAACUAGCUGACUGUUUUUCAAAUGACAUCCAUAAACUUGACACCACUACAAUGGUUUGGACUUUGAUCAGUGCCAAGGGUACAGCAGCUCGUUGGAGGGAUUUCCAUUCUGCCACAAUAAUUGGCACAAAAAUGUUUGUAUUUGGUGGGCGAGCUGACAGAUUUGGACCUUUUCACUCCAACAAUGAAAUAUACUGCAAUAAAAUUAAAGUUUUUGAUACUGAAAUGAAUUGUUGGUUGGAUUCCCCUGCUACUCAAAUCCUUCCUGAAGGAAGACGUAGUCACUCUGCCUUUGCCUGUAAUGGAGAAUUGUAUAUAUUUGGAGGAUACAAUGCACGCCUUGACAGACACUUUAAUGAUCUGUGGAAAUUUAACCCAGAAAGCUUUACUUGGAAGAAGAUAGAGCCAAAAGGAAAAGGUCCCUGCCCUCGUAGGAGACAGUGCUGCUGUAUGGUUGGAGACAAAAUUAUUCUUUUUGGAGGUACUAGCCCUUGUCCAGAGCAGGGAAUGGGAGACGAGUUCAACCUUAUGGAUCAUUCAGACUUAUACAUCCUGGACUUCAGUCCGAGCCUGAAAACGUUAUGUAAAAUAGCUGUCAUCCAGCAUAACUUGGAGCAGACUGGCCUUCCUCAUGACAUUAGGUGGGAGUUGACUGCCAUGACAACCAAUAGCAACAUCAGCCGACCGAUCUUUUCCUCUCAUGGAUAACUCAAGAAUAUGCAGUUGUUAUUCUCAAAGUGGCACACAUCAGAGGUGUAUACGAGGCUUUUUUUUUUUUUUUUUUUUUUAACUAAAUAUUGGAUCGAUUGUACUACAUGUUAAAGAAGUAUUGUUUUUGAAAUUCUAUGUAAAAAAAAAAAAACAAAUAUACCUAAAAGGUUUCUGUUAUUUCAUUUACAAUUCGUUAAUUACGACAAAUCAAAGCAUUUUUGGUAUAUAAAUAUUUCACACUACUGUAGCAUGUAUGGAAGUAAUUUAAGAGGUGUCACAUUGUUCAUUUCAUAUUAGAAAAAAUGUUUUUCUUAAACUGUUAACGUUCCCAGAGAUGACUUUCAACCUCCCCAUGUUUUUUUUUUUUUCCCCUUCUGCAUUUACUUGCGUUCAGAGUUAAAUAAUGUGUAAACCAGUACUUCAGUGUACUAAGGUAGAUCUGGCGUACAUUUGAUAAAAUUUAGAAAUGUUUAGAUGGAGAAGUUCUGAUCACUGUUGCCUUUGUAAUGAUGUGUUCCAGUAAUGCAUACACAAUGCCUACAUAUUGUUUUACAUACAGCCAAUAUUCUAUAUAUGUGAACAUAACAAAAUGUUUGAUUCACAAUUUGUAACUUGCUCUUGGAUGUACAGUUUAAAAUGACAAAACAUAUUGACUAAUUUAAGCAAUUUUGUUUGAAAUUCCUUUAAGGCAGAGCAGUAUUGAGAGUAAAAGAGUUUCUUCAUUCAGUGGAAUAUUUUUGCUUUAGCUAAAAUGAACAAAACACAUAUUUCUGCCAAAUGGUUAAAUAUUUUGUAUGCUUUUGUUAAUUACUUACUUCAGGCAUUCAGAGCAAAGUACUGGCCGUGCACUAAAAUGUCAGCAUCUAUGCAUGUGGCACAUGUUGAAGUGACCAGUCUGCCUUGGAUACACCUAGCUAAUGUUUUUUAAUGCAAAAUGAAAAAAAAAUGUUAUUUGAAUUUGUAUUAUUUUUUUUCUCCCUCUAUUAUCUACAGUAUUUGACAGUGAAAUGCAGUACAUUAUUACAUUUUUGUAAAAGAAAAAAAAUACAAAAUGAAUGUGAAUUUCACUGCAAGAAAUACAUUUUAUAACAAUUUUGAAUUUCUAUUGAACUAAUGCAGUGUUCCUAUUUGUAUUAUGCAGUAAAUGGUUUGUUUCCUGAGUUUACGUACAUUUUGGCCAUGGACAGUCUGUUACUGGACAUUUGCUUGAUAGUUUUACCAAAGGGACGAAUAGCUCAACUUGCCUAAUUCCUAUCUGCAUAUGUGCUGUUCAUGUUCUGCAGACCCUGGUGAGUUUAAUAGUAUAUCUGGUGGGCCCCAGUGUUGAGACUUUAAUAUUCCUGCCAAAUUUCAGCUUCAAGUUUACAAACAUUGUCUGAUGAAAGUCUUGAAGCAAAUGCUGUUACCUGACCUAUUUGUAAACAGAGGCCCUUUUGUAUAAUGAAAGAAUGCAAUUUUAUUUGACUGCAGCAAUAGUUAAUCAAUUACUGUGGCCUUUUAUUUUUAGAGCAAUAAAAAAAAAAUACUGGAAAUGUAUCCAAACUCAGCCAGAUCAUUUGCAGCUCCUUGUCUUGCUAAUAGAAUGCACAUAAAGAGGCUGGUGCCAUUCACAACACAAAGAAUUGGUCUACAAACGAGGAGCACUGCUUAAUUUAUUAUUGUCUCGCGAUAUCCACCAAUCUUUCUAAUUUAUCUGUUUAAAAUGUUCAUAUUGUAUUUACUGGAUUAUUUCUAUUAAAAAUGAUUUUCAUUGUCAA
Messenger RNA from Erpetoichthys calabaricus (reedfish), 3242 nucleotides. RefSeq names its product kelch domain containing 3 (gene klhdc3). Gene Ontology annotation, molecular function: chromatin binding; protein binding. Gene Ontology annotation, cellular component: cytoplasm. The coding region runs from base 334 to 1482 and encodes 382 amino acids. The transcript has 11 exons. The record is from RefSeq and is a predicted model, not a curated record. Lineage: Eukaryota; Metazoa; Chordata; Cladistia; Polypteriformes; Polypteridae.